Molecule: messenger RNA, 1838 nt
Organism: Nannospalax galili (Upper Galilee mountains blind mole rat)
Lineage: Eukaryota; Metazoa; Chordata; Mammalia; Rodentia; Spalacidae
Gene: Calml5
Product: calmodulin like 5
Exons: 4
Coding region: 1079-1528 (149 amino acids)
Molecular function (GO): enzyme regulator activity; calcium ion binding
Source: RefSeq, a predicted model, not a curated record
GCCAGAAUAAACACAGGUAAUCCAAAGGACCCAGGCCUGGGGGAGGGACACCUCAGCCUCUCAUCACGUGCACUGACUCCUUCCUCUCCAGAAAGAAAAGGAGCUGCCGGGAGGCUCCGUGCUUGUACACAUCUGCCCCAAGGCUUCUCCUGUUUCUGGUCUCUGCAACGAUAAAAAAAUUAGCUUCCCCACAGCACAUAACAACUGUGCAGUCUAAACUCAAGACUUGGAUUUACUCUCAACUUCCCCAAGCACUCUGGCCAUGAGGUACUUUUAUUGGCCUAGCUCUUUGUUCUGGUUCCUAUCUAAGGGCUUGGGCAUGGAGUCGUGGAGUCUAAGUGUCUCCGCAGAGGCUAUGGAUCGGAACGUAACCCAACUGCUUACUUUCUGGAUGCUAAAGGCAGACAGCCCCAUCCUCUACUCCCACCCUGGACUGCAAGUGUGAAGAAGGCCAUGGCUAAAGCCAGACAGGCUCAGUGAUUCUGCCAUCCCCCUUCCAUCAACCCCAUACUUAGGGCAAGAGCAGAUAGGGGCACCCGACCAGCUCUGAUUCCCACUAGGGACUGUUGAGCCCCUCUCUAGCCAGUCUUUGUGCAGUUCGGGAAGCUAUCUCCAUCCCAUUGAUUUGGUCAAGGUCUCUAUGAAAAUCAGCUACAAGGGGAUGUGUUAUUCUGGGCAGAUGUUCCUGCAAUGGGAUGGUCUGCCAUUGGGGUUAGGGGAGGCUAGUAGGCUCUGUCCCAUUCCUCCCAUGCCAGUUCCCACCAAUUUCCUUAGGGACCCUCCCAUUCCAUUCCAAUUCCUGCAUUUCUUGUCUGCAGCUAGUCUGUCCCUCCCUGGGAGGAGGAUCUUGCCUGAGGGCGGAUAGAGGGUGGGGAGCUUUCCUCCUCCCUUUGCUCCAAUUGCAGAAAAGGACGGGGUUCCCAUGCCAGGGCAAGGCUAUCUGCAGCUCAGUCCACCAGUAGACACAGCCCGAGAUCCCAGCAGCCACUCUGAGCUCUGGACUACAAGCCCGAGAACAGUAGAUUGACCUCUGGUUGACAGCAAGCUUAGAAGCUCUGAGAGGUGCAGGAACACAGUCAUGGCCCACGGGUUUACUAAAGAGCAGGUGGAUGAGUUCCACACAGCCUUCUCUAGAUUUGACAAAAAUGGGGAUGGCCACAUCAACGUCCAGGAGCUGGGCGAUGUGAUGAAGCAGCUGAACAAGAACCUCUCAGAGGAAGAGCUGAAGGAGCUCAUCUCCAGGGUAGACACAGAUGGUGAUGGCACCAUCAGCUUUGAUGAGUUCCUGGCAGCGAUGGCCAAGUAUGCAAGUGGUGGGAUCGCUGAGAAGGAGCUGCGGGCUGUCUUCAGCGUCUUUGACCAGAACGGUGAUGGACACAUCAGUGUGGACGAGCUCAAGCAGGCCAUGACCCAGCUGGGGGAGAAGCUGUCACAGGAGGAGCUGGAUGCCAUGAUCCGUGAGGCUGAUGUGGACAAGGAUGGGAAGGUGAACUAUGAGGAGUUUGUGCGCAUCCUCAGUGAGAAGUGAGGCUCCCGGGGUGCCGGCCCCACCCUAUCUAUGCCUGCCCGACUCUGGUCUGCCAGGUUCUUGUGCCUUCUUGGGGACCUCUGCUUUUGUGGUGGGGCUAUAAAGGAAAAAUCUGUGUUGGUGUAUGGGAAACUACCUCACGAAUGAGGAAGACUUUGCAGUACUGGUCCUGGAUGCUGUGCCAUCUUGGGCUGUUCACUAGUGCCUUCUCUGCCCUCUGAGACUUUGGGCAAAAGAUGGUCUCCUUGGGCUGGUGCCCUGUCAUCCCCCUGCAGUAGAAUGGGUGCUUCCUACCCCCCAGGUUCUUAUG